AUGUCAAUGGGAGAAGGGGCUGACAUGGUUAGUUCAUAUCUAGGAGUUGAGCGAGAGGAGAUUGAUAUGACAUUUGCCGAAACCAACGGGGUACAUUUGAAGCAUAGUACUCUGCAAACUCUAUACACAACAAACCAGACGUUUGCCGAAAGAGCGAUUGCUGAAAAUAAGCCGGCGCAUGUUGUUAGGCUUUACAGGGAGAGGAGCGUAAGGGCUUUUAUGCUACAUUUGGUCUGUUGUACCAUAUUCAGCAACAAGAGCAGUUACUACGCGGAUGUUGUGUAUUUGCAGUACUUUCAAGAUUUGUCAUGCGUUCAUGAAUGGAAUUGGGGUGCUGCUGCUCUUGUUCAUCUGCAGCAUUAUUUGGAUCACGGGUCUGCGGUUAGCACGACUCAGAUGGCUGGCUACAUGUCAUUUCUUCAGGGAUGGAUUAUUGUGCACUUUCCGAGACUUAGUGUGUGGGUGGAGGCUCCUAGAUAUACAGCGAACAUGCCACUAAAUUCAAAGGUUGUUCCUGGGCAAGGACAUAAGGAUGCAGUUGGAUAUAGAAGCAGUUUGGACAAUAUUCAAACUUACGAUUGCGUGUUCAGCUCGUAUGAUGCCCACCGACAAGUGCGACCUUUGAUAAAUGCAUGUUGGUUUUCUGGAUGGUUAAGGUGUGGUAAAUUGAAAGCCAAGCAUUUGCCGGAACAAAAAGAUACAUGCAAGGUGAAUAUGAAGUGUCUUGAGACAGGACAUGAAUCAUGA
Trifolium pratense (red clover) is the source of this 747-nucleotide messenger RNA. Its product is annotated as protein MAIN-LIKE 2-like. The record is from RefSeq and is a predicted model, not a curated record. Bases 1 to 747 code for a protein of 248 amino acids. Lineage: Eukaryota; Viridiplantae; Streptophyta; Magnoliopsida; Fabales; Fabaceae. The transcript has 3 exons.